Cotesia congregata is the source of this 1085-nucleotide messenger RNA. The record is from the annotation of a GenBank genome assembly. Lineage: Eukaryota; Metazoa; Arthropoda; Insecta; Hymenoptera; Braconidae.
UUGAAUAAAAUAAAUUUAUUUUUUUUACCAAAAUGGGUAAAAAACAUUCAAGAUCACGAUCAAGAUCUCGAUCACGAGACAGAAAACGUAGAAGGGACGAAAAAUUUGAAAAGUUACAGGCACAAAUGGAUAACCUCACAACAACCGUAAACACAUUGGCCCAAAGCAUAAUAUCUUUGAAAACGAAUGCUGUAACUGUUGAAAAUACAGUCACAAAUAAUUCAGAAGUUGGCUUAAGUAAUGAUACUGAGAAAAGCACAGAUGCUUUGGUGGAAAUAAAAACAUCCCCACAGGUAACUGAGACGACUCCAGAGAGUCAAGCUGAGCAAGUAUCAGCCAAGGACAGUGCUAGCAAAAUCCUCGGAAUGGACCAAACUUGUACUUACAAAGAAGCUAAGUACAUGUCAGAAUUAAACAACACGUGGUCCAAAUGGAUGAUUGAAGGUCUUCCCGAGAAAAAUAAAAAAGACAUACUGGAGUCUUAUAAUACGAAAGGAGAUUUCUAUACAGAAUCCCCUAAGCUAAAUUUAGAGUUAGGGCCUUUAUUAACUGACAUCGCCAAGAAAAGAGACCAGCAUUUCGCGGAUACGCAAAGCUGUGUCGGUACGGCGUUAUCUGCAUUAGGUGCGGCUGUCUCAUUAUUGCUAGAGCCACCGGAAGAGGGCUUGGACGAAGAUCUGUUUACAGAUUACAUAAGCCAUGCAGGCCAAAUCUUGUCAGAUGUUUACUACCAACAAUCAGUGGCAAGAAAAUCAUACAUCACACCGCAACUUAAUAAAAAUAUUAAACCGCUGGUAGAAACUAUGAUAUCUAAAGAAUGGCUGUAUGGGGAUAAUUUAAAAGACAAAGUCAAAGACAUGAAAGAAAUUGAAAAAGCAUGUGCCGACAUUAAAGAUAAACCUGCAAAAGUGACAACAAAGACCCGUGACCAGGGAAACGGGAAAUACCCACCGGCGAGCAAUCGUCAGGUGGGUUAUCAACAGAAACGUCGAGUGAUAAAAUUCAGGCCGAAAUCUUACCCGUCGACGCAACGUCCAUCGAAACCAGUCUCUCGGACGACGAGCCAGUCAUCAUCCAGGAAAUAA